Molecule: messenger RNA, 2878 nt
Organism: Polypterus senegalus (gray bichir)
Lineage: Eukaryota; Metazoa; Chordata; Cladistia; Polypteriformes; Polypteridae
Gene: wscd2
Product: WSC domain containing 2
Exons: 8
Coding region: 1-1680 (559 amino acids)
Molecular function (GO): sulfotransferase activity
Source: RefSeq, a predicted model, not a curated record
AUGGCUAGGCUAUUGCUGAAAUUGCAGCGCUAUUUCCGCAGGAAGCCUGUACGGUUCUUUUCUUUUAUAAUCCUCUAUCUAACAGCUGGGAGUCUGGUGUUCCUGCAUUCUGGGUUUGCUGGGGAGACUACAGAAACUGUAAAAGAGCCUCUGGCCAGUGAGACGAUUAACGGGGACCUGGAUGUCCAGAACCUGGGCCUAAUUGGAAGGGUUUUCAAGGAGGCUCAGAGGCCCUCCAAACGCUAUGGCCCCCCUUGGUUGAAAACAGGUUCUCAAGACCCACCUGAGAAAGGCAGAGAUUACGCUAGUAGCUGGAGCCGGGCACUGAAAGGGAAGGGCAGCAGGGAUCAGGAGGAAAGUCGAGCUAAAUACAUUGGCUGCUAUACUGACAACACACAGCAGAGAGCACUGAGGGGGACCUCAUUUUUCGACUACAGGAAGAUGACUGUUUUCCGUUGCCAGGAUAACUGUGCAGAAAGGGGCUACAUGUAUGCGGGACUGGAGUUCGGAGCCGAGUGCUACUGUGGACACAAAAUCCAAACCCCCAAUGCCAGUGAGUCGGAAUGCAACAUGGAGUGCAAGGGGGAAAAGAACAACAUCUGCGGGGGUGCCAACCGCCUCUCCAUCUACCGCCUUGAGCUCAGCCAAGAAUCAGCUAGGAGAUAUGGAAGUGCAAUUUUUAAAGGAUGCUUCCACAAACCGGACAACAUGUCACUUGCACUUCCUGUUGGUGUCAUAAUGACAAAUAUGUCUGUCGACAAGUGUGUGGACUUCUGCACGGAAAAGGAAUACUCACUGGCAGUUCUUGCAGGUCAGAACUGCAACUGUGGUUUCCCAUCCGUACAUUUCACUCUCCAUGAGCGGGAGGAUGAACAGCUUUGCAUGCACCGCUGCAGUGGAGAAGAGUUUGAGAGCUGUGGGAAUGAGGACUAUUUUGUGGUCUACCAGACUCAGGUACAAGAUAACCGCUGCAUGGACCGACGAUUCCUACCCACUCGAUCCAAGCAGCUCAUUGCACUGGCCAGCUUUCCUGGGGCAGGGAACACCUGGGCACGUCACCUCAUUGAGCUGGCCACAGGCUACUAUACAGGCAGCUACUACUUUGACGGAUCUCUGUACAACAAAGGCUUUAAAGGUGAGAGAGAACACUGGCGGAGUGGAAGGACAAUCUGCAUCAAGACCCAUGAAAGUGGCAAGAAGGAGAUCGAAACUUUUGAUGCUGCCAUCCUCAUGAUUCGCAACCCAUACAAGGCUCUGAUGGCAGAAUUCAAUCGCAAAUACGGUGGGCAUAUAGGAUUUGCUUCUCAGGCGCACUGGAAAGGAAAAGAAUGGCCCGAGUUUGUCAAAAACUACGCACCAUGGUGGGCUUCUCAUACCUUGGACUGGCUCAAAUAUGGGAAAAAUGUCCAUGUCAUUCACUUUGAAAGCUUAAAGCAACAGCUAUUCCAUCAGCUGAAAAAAAUGGUGAAAUUCCUGGGUCUUGUCGUCUCUGAAGACCGCUUGCUGUGUGUGGAAGGACAGAAAGACGGCAACUUCAAGCGAUCUGGCUUGCGAAAGCUUGAGUAUGAUCCUUACACACCAGAAAUGAGAAAGGCAAUCAAUGGGUUUAUCAAGACAGUUGACCUAGCUUUGAAAAGAAGGAAUCUCACCGGUGUCCCAGAUGACUAUGCCCCGAGAUGAUAGAGGACAUCUGGGAACUCCUUGCCUACUGAAUUCUUUUUUAAUAAAAGAAAAUUCAAGUGAUUAUGGCUGACUUCAUUUCAGCCAAAUGCUUAGUUUUUUUUUUUUUCCUCCACAUUUUUUUUUGGAGAUAAAGACUGAAAAUAAAACGGAGAUUUUACUGUGCUGCUACUCAUUCGGAUCAAACUGAACAGUAUCACCAAUCAACCCCAUGGAAUACAAAAUGUGAGUGAAAGGAAGUUGGGAAGAAAGCAGGGAGCAAAUUGUAUGUUUCUUAUUAUUUUAUGAUAAUCUUCAGAACAAAAAUUUACUUCUGCCACACAUGCAUUCAUUAGAGCAAAGGAAAGACUGUCCAUUGAAACUAGUCAUAAAAACAACACCGGCAGUUUAUUAGAGCUACCUAAUAGAGCUUAAUGUUGCCAUUACUCAGAAUCACUGAUUUAACCACUUUCAUCCUGGCCAGUCUUCUUAAUUUCCACAAGUAAUGGUUUUUCCCCACUGCUAUUUCCCUCAAACAACAUAAAAAUACUCCUAAUAGAUGUAUUUAUAAAAAACAAAGAGCAAUUAUGAUGUAUAUUUUUUUUAACGAAGAGGAAAAUCAUUAAAAGUAUUUUGUUUAAGAAAUCCUGCACAAGGCAUUUUAAGGGGAAAAACUACUUCUGAAUUUAGGGCUGAAACACGUAAUUGAUGUCAUCAAUAUUCAGUGAUAAAAACAGUUGCCAACAAAUUAUUUAGUUACUUGAUUAUAUAUUAAGUAAAACAAUUCAAAGUCCAAGACCUAGUCCACACUAACACAUUUGAAAAUACAUCAUUUUUUAAUUCAUUUUGGCCUUGCAUCAACACUGAAAUGGUGUUUUCAACCACAAUGACAAGUCUUUUUGAAAAUACUCUAUAAUGUGUAUAGAUUUGAACACCUGAUCUUGUGAAGCAGAGCAGAUAUGAUUGUCAUGUAACUAAGCACUAUGUUUAGAAUUCCCUUUGUGAUCUCCCCUUCCUUUGUUUUCAAAAAAGUUUUGUGUUAAUGUGGACUACACAGAAAAGUAAUGUUAAUCACAUUUUGAAAUAUGGCAGAGGUAGAGAUGUAAAUACAGUGGAGGAUCAAAGACCAAAGAAAUCAUUUCAGCGUCACAUCUGGUAAGAAACUCACGUCGGGCAAAAAGUAUAAGCUGAGCUCCUUUUGCAUGGGAGCAUAGCAAUG